Camelina sativa (false flax) is the source of this 1404-nucleotide messenger RNA. Its product is annotated as xyloglucan O-acetyltransferase 2-like. NCBI's taxonomy places the organism in Eukaryota, Viridiplantae, Streptophyta, Magnoliopsida, Brassicales, Brassicaceae. The record is from RefSeq and is a predicted model, not a curated record. Gene Ontology annotation, molecular function: O-acetyltransferase activity. Gene Ontology annotation, cellular component: Golgi apparatus.
AAAAAGUCUCUACGCGUAUGUGUUUUGGGUAUAUAAAAGCUUAUUCGUGGGUAUCUUUCUAGGGAUGAACGACAUGCAACGAUGAAAUCAGAGAGAUGGAUGAUGAUGAACAUUGGUCGAUUAACACCAUUGUUCUUAUCUUCGUUUUGUAUAACUCUCUUCUUCACCGGUUUUUUCGUUUAUCAGAAUCCUUUUCAAUCCAUUUCCGAUCAAAAUUUUCUUUCUCUUCUACCUCAAAUCGAUCCUGAAUGUGAUUUGUUCAAGGGACAUUGGAUUCCUGACAAAAGAGGAGCUUUGUACACGAACUCAACUUGUUCUACGAUUCCUGACUCAAAGAACUGCAUAAAACAAGGGAGACCAGACAGAGAUUUUUUGUUCUGGGGAUGGAAACCCGAUGGUUGUGAUCUUCCGAGGUUUAAUCCGAAGGUGUUUCUCAGUAUGGUUCGAGGGAAGAAGAUGAGUUUUGUUGGUGAUUCUGUAGCUAGGAACCAUAUGGAAUCACUUCUUUGCUUGUUGUCAAUGGAAGAAACUCCUAAGGACAUCUACAAGGAUGGAGACGACAGAAACAGGAUUUGGUACUUUCCAAAUCACGAUUUCACUCUUUCCACCUCUUGGACUAAGUUUCUUGUGGCGGAACGAGAGAGGAGAGAUGGUAACAAUACGGGAACUGGAUUGUUUGAUCUUGAUAUUGGCGAGAUCGAUGAAGGGUGGUUUAAGGGUUUGCCAAAUACAGACAUUGCUAUUGUUUCGUCUGCUCAUUGGUUUUUCAGACCGAUAUUUAUACACAGAGGAGAUGAGACACUUGGUUGCAUUUACUGUAACUUACCAAACAUGACUCAGAUUAGCCCGGAAGAAGGGUUUAAGCUUGUAUACUCAGCUGUCCUUAAGCACAUCGACGAGUGUGAGAAGUGUAAGGAUGAUUUGGUGACAAUACUGAGGACUAUUUCACCAGCCCAUUUCGAGAAUGGGACUUGGGAUACCGGAGGAGCUUGCAGCAGGAGGAGUCCUUUCGGAGAAAACCAAAUUGACGUGCAGAGCAAUGAGAUGAAGAUCAGGAAAUCUCAAAUUGAACAACUUGAAGGUAUAACAAAACGAGACAACAAAGCCAAGAAGUUUGCGGUUUUGGAUGUGACGAGGGUUAUGCUGAUGAGACCCGAUGGGCAUCCGAAUGGUUACUGGGGAAAUAAAUGGAUGAAAGGUUACAAUGAUUGUGUCCAUUGGUGUUUGCCUGGUCCAAUCGAUGCUUGGAGCGAGUUUCUGAUGGCGAUCAUUAGACAGUUAAGAAGAUGAUUUGUGAAUAUAAAACAUUCUUAUACCUUUAUUCUCAAUAAGCAUAAUACUCAUAUGAUUUUUAUCAAAGAUACACAAUAUUCAAAAUUACACGAAACUUUCAUUGACCUCUUA